Messenger RNA from Balaenoptera musculus (blue whale), 2164 nucleotides. It is a transcript of the gene TCEANC2, whose product is annotated as transcription elongation factor A N-terminal and central domain containing 2. The transcript is spliced from 5 exons. Gene Ontology annotation, cellular component: nucleus. Lineage: Eukaryota; Metazoa; Chordata; Mammalia; Artiodactyla; Balaenopteridae. The record is from RefSeq and is a predicted model, not a curated record. Gene Ontology annotation, biological process: DNA-templated transcription. Bases 369 to 995 code for a protein of 208 amino acids.
UCGCGAGGCACGCUGGGGCAUGUAGUUCUCUAUAGGCUGGAGGCGCACGGUGGGUUGGGAAAGUUGGUCUCGGAGAACUACAGCCGGCCUAGGUGCGCCCGAGCCCGCCCCUUCGCGGUGUAUUCUGGGGAAUGUGGUUUGGUUCACACCCACCCUCUCCACCCCGCUGACGGGCGUCGGUGAUCUCCCGGCUGGCUGAGCCACAAACGAGAAAUUGUAGCCGUGGAAGGAAGCGUCGGUUUAGUUCUGACCCCCAAGGUCUAGGCUUGGGCCCUCAGAGGGUGCGUUCUGGAGAGGCCCAGCUGCUGGCAGGGCUGCUUUUCCUGAACACGGUGCAAACACGUGAAGGUAGUUGGAGUCCCCUAGCAAUGGAUAAAUUCGUCCUUCGAACACCCAGAAUCCAGAAUAGUCCUCAGAAGAAAGCUCCUGGAGGAAAGAUUUACAAGCAGGCCACGAUUGAAUCUCUGAAGAGAGUUGUGGUUAUAGAAGACAUAAAAAGAUGGAAAACUAUGUUGGAGCUUCCUAAUCAAACCAAAGAGAAUCUAGUUGAAGCCUUACAAGAAUUAAAGAAGAAAAUACCCUCCAAGGAAGUGUUAAAAUCAACAAGGAUAGGUCACACUGUGAACAAGAUGCGUCAACACUCAGAUUCAGAAGUGGCUUGUCUUGCCAGAGAAGUUUACACUGAGUGGAGAACUUUCAUUGAAAAACACGUGGAUAGACCUUCUAUAGAAGUCCGAAGUGAUUCCAAAACCGAGACAUUUAGGAAAAACGCCCAGAAAUUACUCUCGGAAGCCUUGGAAUUGGAGAUGGAUCACCUACUGGUUGAAAAUAUUGAACGGGAAACGUUUCAUCUCUGCUCCCGCCUCAUUAAUGGGCCAUACCGGCGGACAGUGAGAGCCCUGGUCUUCACAUUAAAGCAUCAAGCUGAAAUCCGGGCUCAGGUGAAGAACGGCACGCUGCCAGUCGGCACGUUUGUACAGACCCACAAAAAGUGACCUGAGGAUGGUUCCAACCCUGGGCUGGGCAGAAAGGAAAAUGGGCCUUUCUCUGCCAUUCAAAGACUCUUUUGAGUUUGGGCGAUGGCUGAUGCUGGCGGUGCUGAAUUUUCCCAUGGUGCCAUUCCUUCAGACAGAGGAUACAGAGAGCCCCGGGAGACAGACCUGCAGGAAAUGCUUCAUUAGCUGGAGUGCGCUGGUGCUGCCUAACAGGAUGUGCGCUCGCUGUCGCUAGGAAGCGCAGUACGGUUGCCAUCACCCAACACAGUGAAAGGGUGACGGAUUCCACUGUGAAUGUGCCAGGCACACCUCUAAACUUCCCCCGUGUCAGGCAGAUGAAGUUACUACUUUAUUUUGCCACCCUGCAGGUAACUGAAACUCAAUUACCGCAGCUGCUCACUCGGUUCCAUCCCCCUGAGUUUAGAUAGCUCCAGUGCCUCUCAGAACUCCCCUGUCUGUUCUCUUUGCUCUACCCCAGGGGUGAGCCUGCCGGAGCCCGUCAACUACCCCUUCUUUCCAGAACUCACUUAUCUGAACGUUUCAGCUCUCCCUGGAAGACCUUCUGUGUUGGUCUCCAGAGCCCCCAUGCUGAGGCUUCUAAUGAGGAACUGGCCUGAAGCAUCCCCACACCUUGGGGUUUAUUUGAAUAUGUUGGCUCUCUCGGUUUAGGGCUCUGUAGAAGAUACAUAAUGAAAUUGCUCUUGAAAUGAAUUAUUGUAGGAGAAAAAUUAUAUACAUAUGUAUUUUCAAAUGAAAUACCCGUAUAUAUACUUGCUUGAACAAUUAUGUAAGUGAUAUUUGCUUUUUUAAAAAAGUAAUAAUAAACUGGGGCUUUUCUGUCCCUAAAACCAAAGGUAUGGCUUGUUCACUGAAAAGUUGAGAAAGAGUAUAGUUGGUGAAAGAAAGAGUUUUGGGUUGAUAAAGAGUAUAGUUGGUGAAAAUAAAGAAUGAUUGGACAGGAAUUUGAGGGAGAUAGCAAGACCCAAAGAAGGUUUUUUAGGUUAGGGGAGCCUGGAGCAUGUUUGUAAUCUGCAAAGAAGGAGCCAGUAGAAAGGGAGAGAUUUAGGGAAUUCCCUGGCAGUCCAGUGGUUAGGACUCUGUGCUUCCACUGCUGGGGGCCCAGGUUCGAUCCCUGGUUGGGGAACUAAGAUCCUGCAAGCCUCGCAGCG